Messenger RNA from Amphibalanus amphitrite, 2929 nucleotides. RefSeq lists its product as uncharacterized. Lineage: Eukaryota; Metazoa; Arthropoda; Thecostraca; Balanomorpha; Balanidae. The record is from RefSeq and is a predicted model, not a curated record. The transcript has 4 exons. The coding region runs from base 66 to 644 and encodes 192 amino acids.
UCAAGUGCAUUCUGGGAAAGCUGGACCACGCCUGUCAGAAGGAGUACACGGACAAGUACAACCCGAUGAAGGCGGAGAUGCUGAGACUGAAGCAGGCACGCUGUUUGCUCUCCGACCUUCGACCGGACGGCCAGGUGCUCUUCAAGACCAUAUCGUGUGUCGGCGAAACGUUCCAAAAAGUGUCGCAGGCAUUUGCCAGCGAAACCAGAACAGCGACCGUGCCGCUGACGCCGGUCGUGGCGGACACGUGUCGCCGCGAGCCGUUCCUGUUCGACCCGGUGGUGGCCCUGCUGAAGCUGCCGCCGGCGUUCUCGGCCCAGGCCGAGCGGCUGGCCGUGCAGCAGAUGGUGCAGUGCGUGCUCAGCGAGCUGGGCGUGUUCGCCUCGUUCGCCGCGCCGCUCAGCGCUCCGGCCGUCACCAAGGUGGUGGACGGCAUGCAGGGAACCAUACUGGCCAAGAACAAGCUGAAGGAGGCGUCAGCCCGCUGCAUAAUAGCCACACCGCAGCCAAAGGACAAGGCAGAGCUGGUCGGCUACAUCAACUGCGUUCUGGAUUUCCUCGGAGACGACUGUCCCAACUACAGCAGGGACACAGAGAACGCGUCAUUCUUCGAGAUAAUACCCACGUUCCUUGGUGGUGAGUAACAAUCUAUUGACGUGCUAUUUACAAACUACUGGACAUUAGGUAUCUUGACAAAAGGCACUGCAUGAAUCAGCGAGCGCAGUGCUGCCUGUCAGAGAUAAGCAGAAGAUCAAGCAACUUUUUGAAUGGAAGUCAACCUCCUAAUUACUCUUAAUAAGUGAAAUAACGUCUUUUCUAUUCCCCAGAGCGUCCUCCAACGAAUGGCACAGGAGCUCCUCUCCGUCCCCUGCCUGGGAUCGCGUCCCUCUCCACUCAGCGGCCGACACUGGUGCCCACGCCGCCGGGUCCACUGGCCAACACCACCGAGCCCAUCCCGGUGCCGCCGGGCCCGCAGCCGGGGCCGCAGCCGACCGGUCAGCCGCCGUUCUUCGGCGACCCGCUGUCGGCGGCGGCCGGCCCGUUCAGCGCCGGUUUCGGCUCGUUCGGCGGACUGUCGGGGAUGCCCGCGGCGCCGUCACCGCUGUCGGCCAGCCUGCCGCCGGAGCUGUCGGCAGGAGGGGGUCCGCUCGGCUUCAGCAGCCUGGCCGGCCUGGUGAGGCGCGUGAAGCGACAGCGCGGGCAGGGCCGACAGCCGCGGGGGCAGGACGGGCCGGACUCAGACGGUGGAGCAGGGGCGAGGAUGGUCAGCGGCCUGCCGAAGGAGGGCCGAACAGAGCUCACCAGCCGACAGAGGGACCCUCCUCUGGGGCGAGCAGCAGCGGAACAGCUUCGUGAGCGUCCCACCGACCGCGCCGAAGGUCCAACAGAGCGCAGAGAACGACAUACGCGCACCAGACAGCACGGGGAGCGUGCUGUGGCCAAGAUGAGCCUCGGCCGGGUGGAGAUCAGACCGAUUUAAUCACAGCUGGUGGCGAUCGGUAGAACGACUCUCUUCUUGCUCCUUAGAGUUCAUAUGCUCUUUAAGAGCUGACAUGCGAGUUGUUAUAGUGAGCUGAACUCAUGACAUUUUUAUAUUAUUGUUGCUUUUUAGUGUAUCAUCGGUGCCCAUGAGUCCGUACCGAUUUAAUAGAUUAUCAGGAUCAAUAGAAAUCUGAUAAUAUGACAUAAAAUUGCUUUAUCCAUUUUCAAACGUUUCGACUUUAUUCAAAGUCAUCUUCAGUGUUAAGAUAGACAAGUACACAAUUACAUGCUGACAUAAAUAUACAAGCAGUCGAUGCAGGGUAUCAGUCGAUGCACAUCACACACUUCACAAAAACAAGACAUAAAACAUCAUUCGUGUUGGUUCGGUCGUCUUCCUACAGAACGAUACUUAGUUUAAACGCAGAUGAUCGGUCAUUGAUGGUCGGUUUCGCUUCAAAUAUGUGUAAAGAUUCUAAAAUUCGUAAAUUGAAGUUUGAGCGUUUUUGAUCAAUGAUUUUGAAAUCGUCUAUACUGAAGGGGGUGUCACAUGCCAAAGAAUGAUCCCGUACAGACGAUGCUACUGGACUGGAUAAGAGUUCGCCCGUUCUGUGUGACCUACCCUUGUGUUGACAAACUCUGCUGUGGAGCCUAACAUAGGUAGAACCUAUGUAAGAUCCUUCACACGAAGGACAACUGAACUUAUAAACUACAGCAGAUCGACACAUUUUAGGGAUAGAGUCCUUGAACUUGAACAGAGAUCCAAUAGUAAAGUUGUUUCUGAGAAUGAAUCGCGGGCUUAGAUAUGGGUAGUACUUUUGUAGGAGAGCGCUUAUUUGAUUUUUGAGCUUAAUUGAGCGUUUUCCGAAAAACGGCAAAGUGAAAAAGCUUUCGAGUUUUCCAACCUGUGGUUGAUUUGUGAUAGUAAUGAACCUUCUGUUAAGAAACUUGGCAAUGGCGGCAUCUACCAACGACCUUGGGUAACCGUUAUCCAAGAAAAAACCUUUCAGGGAUCUUAGCUCUAGAUCGAAGAGCUUGUAGCUCGAGCAUAAACGGUAGGCGCGAUAAAUAAAUGACUGGAUGACUGCCCACUUGAUGGAAAAUGGGACGAAACUAAAGAAGCUCAAUCCUAGUCCGGUAAAGGUAGGCUUGUGGAAAAUGGAAGUCUCAAUAGAAGAGCCAAUACGUUUUAUCUUGACAUCCAAAAAGGGUAGCGUUUGGUUGGACUCUACUUCUUUGGUGAACUUAAUCUUUGGAUGCUGCUCGUUAAGGAAGGAUAAAAACUUUUCUUGUUUUUGUGAAGUGUGUGAUGUGCAUCGACUGAUACCCUGCAUCGACUGCUUGUAUAUUUAUGUCAGCAUGUAAUUGUGUACUUGUCUAUCUUAACACUGAAGAUGACUUUGAAUAAAGUCGAAACGUUUGAAAAUGGAUAAAGCAAUUUUAUGUCAUA